This is a messenger RNA of Coccinella septempunctata (seven-spotted ladybird), 803 nucleotides long. RefSeq names its product ADP-ribosylation factor-related protein 1 (gene Arfrp1). Bases 103 to 711 code for a protein of 202 amino acids. The record is from RefSeq and is a predicted model, not a curated record. The transcript is spliced from 5 exons. NCBI's taxonomy places the organism in Eukaryota, Metazoa, Arthropoda, Insecta, Coleoptera, Coccinellidae. Gene Ontology annotation, molecular function: GTP binding; GTPase activity. Gene Ontology annotation, biological process: protein localization to organelle; Golgi to plasma membrane protein transport; intracellular protein transport. Gene Ontology annotation, cellular component: Golgi apparatus.
AUAGAAAUAUUUUUUUAUGGGAAACAAAACUUCUACAUAUACUGAUAUACAUAAGAUGGCAAAUAAUUCCUCAAAGUUCGGUUAGGCUCAUAAAAAUUGAAAAUGUAUUCAUUAAUUCAUGGGUUUUAUAAGUACAUGGUUAAAAAAGACGAGUAUUGUGUACUAAUACUUGGUCUGGACAAUGCCGGAAAAACUACGUAUCUGGAAGCAGCAAAAAUGAAGCUUACUAAAAAUUACUCUGCAAUUAAUCCACUAAAAAUAACUACAACUGUAGGACUCAAUAUUGGAAGAAUUGAAGUAAGCGGCAUCAGUCUUAAUUUUUGGGAUCUUGGAGGACAAGCAGAACUUCAAUCGCUUUGGGACAAGUAUUACGCAGAAUCCCAUGCUAUAAUAUAUAUUGUCGACUCCUCAGACAGGGAAAGAAUAGAUGAAUCAAAAGAAACUUUUGAUAAAGUAAUAGCAAGUGAAAAUUUGAAAGGAGUUCCCCUACUAGUAUUAGCAAAUAAACAAGAUAUUCCAGAAUGCAUGGGAGUGAGGGAAGUUAAACCCAUUUUCAAUAAAAAUGCCCAAUUAAUUGGAAAAAGGGAUUGUAUGGUUAUGCCAGUUUCAGCUCUGACAGGGGAAGGAGUUGAUGAUGGUAUAAAGUGGCUUGUAGAUUGUAUUAAAAGAAAUAGCUUCCUAAGGCCGCCAAGAAAUCAGGAGGAGACAUAAGUUUAGAUGUUAACUAUAUGAUGAUCAUGUAUAAUCAAGUUGUAAAUAUUUAUUAAAAUUUUCAGAAAGGAAUUCAAUAAACAUAUUUUUUU